This is a messenger RNA of Rattus norvegicus (Norway rat), 1632 nucleotides long. It is a transcript of the gene Odaph, whose product is annotated as odontogenesis associated phosphoprotein. The record is from RefSeq and is marked validated. The transcript has 2 exons. Bases 23 to 409 code for a protein of 128 amino acids. Lineage: Eukaryota; Metazoa; Chordata; Mammalia; Rodentia; Muridae. Gene Ontology annotation, cellular component: extracellular region.
GUGAGAGCUCAGGGCAGAAGCCAUGGCUCCUGGUUUCCACUUCUCCUGGUUACUGGUUAGCUGGCUGGUGGUAACUACGGUGAAAGGACAAGAUGUAAUGACCCCUCCUGGCUCACAGAAUAACGUGAACCCUACGGACUGCCAGAUCAUCACCCUGACCCCUCCUCCCACCACGAGGAAUCAGCUAACAAGGGCCCAGCCUGUCACAAGGACACCCACGUUUUAUUUUCCACCAAGGAGGCCUGGCUUCUACCCCAGGUUCCCUAACAUACCUUUCUUCCCUCCAAACAACCGUCGCUUCCAGCUCUGGCCUUUCUACCCACCACGAGGUAGACUGAUUCCUUGGAGAUUCUUCCUUGGAAGAAGGCAGCUCCAGAGCAGCUCAUCUGAGGAGAGCCUGGAGACAUGAGCGGCCCAAAUGUGCUAAAGGGAAAGAAUCAACACUACUGGAAAAUUGUUUGUCUCUCUCUCCAACCUAAAAUCACUGCCUUAGAAGAUUAAGUAUCCUCAGUGACAGUGACUAGAUUUUUUUUGAUUUUUGGUCAACAAUGAGGAGCUUGGAUUACACAUUUUUACUACAAAAUCUGGCGGUAACGGCAUCAGUCUUAUUCCACAGGAUAUUAGUCCAAACAUAGUCUUUCAAUCCCCCAUUCCAAAUUACAGUGAAGGACAUUUUAACGAGCCCAUUACGGGCCAAAUGCAGCCAUUAAUGGCACUCGUUGUGCUCAGUGGGAAUCUUAGUGAGCAGAUGGAUCGACAGAGAACUUUGAAAGAAACUAUAAAGAUGAGAGCAGGGGGCUGGAGGGAUGGCUCAGUGGUUAAGAGCUCCGACUGCUUUUCCAGAGGUCCUGAGUUCAAUUCCCAGCAACCACAUGGUGGCUCACAACCAUCUGUAAUGGGAUCCGAAACCUUCUUCUGGUGUGUCUGAAGACAGCUACAGUGUAGUCACUCUACAGUGUACUCACAUCCGUAAAAUAAAUAAAAAUCUUAAAAAAAAAAAAAAAAAAGAUGAAAGCAGAAAGCCUUCUAGAGAAACUGGCCCUAGGUAAUGCUCGACCUGUGCGUCGAAGCAUCCAACAUCCUAAUCUACGUUUGAUAUUACUAUUUGCUCAUAUUAAUUAAUUACUGUUCCUCUUGUAAUUUUCACAUAGACACACAGCUUUAAAAUUACCCGGACGUUAGUUGACUACAGCUCCACUAUCGGUGCCCUGUGCUCUCGGGCGAAGGAGAAACAAGGCCUUGUCUGUUUGACCUCUCUACAAAGCCCUGUCUCCUGCGUUUGCCACUCACUUGCUGUGACCUGGGAACCUGGGUUCUGUGCACGUGGCCAGUGACGUCUACUCAUUCUCAAGAAUCACGUGCAAAUGCUGCCUGCUGUUGUUGCUGAGACAAAGAAAGGAAGAGAAAUCAGAAUAACACAAAUGCAUGACAAUUCUGGGAAUGGACAGCCAGAAAAAGAAGACAGAUUGUCAUGACUGCCUGGUGUUCCCCCCCCCCUCCCCGUGUCAAACGAUAAAGGAAAAAAAUUAAGUCAUUGUAGCCGGUAGUAUAAGAACAAAUGCUUCCUUCAAAUUUAGAGGCUUAAAUGAAAGCCUAUUUGAAUCCUGAAAAUAUAUUUUGAAAUGAACGUUA